Planococcus citri (citrus mealybug) is the source of this 1695-nucleotide messenger RNA. RefSeq lists its product as uncharacterized. The record is from RefSeq and is a predicted model, not a curated record. The transcript has a single exon. Bases 8 to 1612 code for a protein of 534 amino acids. Lineage: Eukaryota; Metazoa; Arthropoda; Insecta; Hemiptera; Pseudococcidae.
ACGUGGAAUGGUCCCCCGAACGAUAUUCUUCAGCAUUUUCAUCAUCCAAUGGCAAAAAAUUGCGGUCAAAAGCGACGAAGAUUUCGCCCAACUCGCCAGAUCCGAGUACUUCAUCGACAAGAGCGAUAUGAUAAAGGUGUUCUUCAAUCCAUCCAAAGCGUCUUAUCACUUCAUCACCUGCCCACCAGGAUUCGGUAAAUCGACUAAUCUGCAAAUGCUCAAGUUAUUCGCCAAUAUCGUGGUGGAUAAAAAUGGAUCCGAGGUGAGUUACACCAAAACUCAGGCUUUUCAAGUAUUUGGAAAUUUAAGAAUCGUAAAAUUACACGAAUCCGGUGAUUUUAUCGAACGACACAUGACUCAGUAUCCCAUCGUUCAUUUAGAGCUAGCGACUAAUAAAAGCAUCUUGGAGAUUAGCAGCGAAUACGAUAUCGUAUCUUAUUUAAAUGAACGAUUGGCGUCGUGUUUCAAAGACUACGAGUGGCUUUUAGAGAUUCCUCGAGAACAAUUUAUUCGCAAUAAAAAAAAGAUGGGAUUACAGGAGAUUUCAUUUUUGGAGAAAUUACGCGAUCGAAAUUUAAGUAAAACCGAUGCUGUUGAUGGCCUAUACAGUUUAUGUAGAAUCGUAUCUUUAUACUUCGAUAGAAAAGUUAUCGUUUUGGUCGAUCAAUACGAUCAUAUGAUUAAUAGUUACGCAAUUUGGACUUCGAAUCGAACAGUGAGCAAGAUUUAUUCGGCGAUAAACACAAUGUUAGCGUUGGCUCUGGGUGAUCAACGAUUUGUGCAGAAUUGGAUGCUCCUAGGCACGAGCAGUAUGCCUUUUCGAGGCAGCUACUUGACUUUCAGCGAUUUCAAUCAUCAUUCUUUCCUCAACGAGCAUCUCUUCACACCUUACUUCGGAUUCACCGAACUCGAGAUGAGACAACUAUUCAGAAAAUUCAAAUGCUCGAUGGAAGAGAAAAUCGAUAUCCAAGAAUAUUACAACGGUUAUGUAACUCGAGGUACGAAAACACCCAUGUAUAAUCCCGCUUCUGUAACGAAGUAUUUCUCAACCAGAAUUAGCGUAGGGAGAAAGCACAUGUCUUCGGCACUCAAGAGCUACUGGAGUACUCGAGACGAAAAAGAAUUCUUGCUAAGGCUACUGAAAAAUCUACCUGGUUUUAAAACCGAUCUAAAGAAACUCAUAUCACGCGAUUCUAUCAGCUUUAAAUUAACUAAGAAUUUUUUCAAAAAAGAUCUCAGGGUAUUUCGCGACUUGAAUAUCACCAAUAAGCAUUUCUACAUAAAGCACUACAACUUGGCGAUGAGCUUUUUAUUCGAACACGGUUACCUGGUUCCGAGUUUAUUGGUAGGAGAACGAGUUAACGAUUAUAAAGUGCCAAAUAAUGAAAUCGCUAUCGAAUUGGAUGCUGUGUUGGAAGAAUUUAAAGCGAAAAAAUCCAAAACGAGUAUAGGGUUGGAUUAUUCUUUGCCUGAUUUAUCGCUCUACGAAGAUGAUGAUUCUACUUUAGAGCAGAAAAGUCAUCAAGGAGCAGUUAAUGAAUUAUACAAUGAGUUUUUAAGCCUGAAUAUGUCGCGCAAAUUUUGUUUAAGUGGGCCGAAUACUGGUUGCUGAGUAGAAAGAAGAUUUUCAAAAUAUUGUAGCCAUCAAUUUGAAAUUAUUACCUUAUUACCUAUUUAAUUAUUUAUUAUUAUUGA